GCCCGGGCAGUGGCCAUGCGGCGAGCGGAGCUGGCGGCCGAGGCCGCGCUGCGGGCGCUGCUCCUCGCCACCUUCGGGAUCAUGGAGUUCCUGCCGCCCUUCCAGCGCGUGCUGCAGCCCGAGGAGAUGUGGCUCUACAAAAGCCCCUACGUUGAAGUGGACCACGUCCCCACAGUCUUCAUGUUUUUCAUCGCAUUUCUGUCUCCCUUGUUGCUCAUCAUCCUGGCGAGGCUGUGCAUGGGUGCUGACCAUGAGGACACGAGGGAAGCCUGCCUUGCUGCCAGCCUUGCUCUUGCCCUGAACGGGGUUUUCACAAACGCCCUGAAGCUCGCGGUGGGGAGGCCACGACCCGACUUCUUCCAUCGCUGCUUCCCGGACGGCCGAGCCAACGCCGAGCUGGUGUGCACAGGGGACGCCCGCAGGGUGACCGAGGGCCGCAAGAGCUUCCCCAGCGGCCACUCUUCCUUUGCCUUCGCUGGUCUUGCCUUCUCUGCCUUCUACUUGGCAGGGAAGCUGCACAGCUUCGUUCCAGGCCGGGGGGGCCGGGCCCUGCGCUUCUGUGCCUUCCUCCUCCCCCUCUUCCUGGCCACCCUCAUCGCCGUGUCCCGCACCUGCGACUACAAGCACCACUGGGAAGAUGUGUUGGUUGGCUCAGUGAUGGGUUUGGUGCUCGCAUACCUGUGCUACAGGCAGUACUACCCUCCCCUGACAGACACCACGUGCCACAAACCAGCUCUGGCCAAGCCCAAACCGCUGCCAGCGCACGAGGAGAAGCCUCCAGCUCCCAGCUUCCACAUGAACAUCUAGUGCCAGGCUCUUCCUGCCUGCUCUGGGUGCCAGGGCAGGGCGAGGCUUGGGGGAGGCUGCCCAGGAGUGAGGGGAAGCCCCUGGGCAGGUGUUCCGUGCCAAGCUGGUGUGUUUCCUGCCCUGGCCCUUGUGUUGCUUCAUCUCGUUGAAUUUUGUAGGCCACCCCCUCUUCAGGCCCUCUGUGAAGCUAAGGAGGCACUCGGGUGCCAGCCUGCACAAAGACAAUUGGGAUGUGAAGGUCCUGAACACAAACUGGGAAAAUGGGACAACCCAGUGUGCUCAGGCUGGCGGGAGUUCCUGUGUCCAGUCCAGGAAGCACCAUUGGCCACCUCGCUGCAGUCAGCCGAGCUGUCCCAGCCCUUCUCCUGGGAAGUGAACUGCAGGACCUGCCAACUUUGAGCUUUUCUAAUUUCCCAAAUAAAGGAGUUUAAUUUUUGUAAUGA
This is a messenger RNA of Lonchura striata (white-rumped munia), 1250 nucleotides long. It is a transcript of the gene PLPP5, whose product is annotated as phospholipid phosphatase 5. NCBI's taxonomy places the organism in Eukaryota, Metazoa, Chordata, Aves, Passeriformes, Estrildidae. Gene Ontology annotation, biological process: phospholipid metabolic process; phospholipid dephosphorylation. Gene Ontology annotation, cellular component: membrane. Gene Ontology annotation, molecular function: phosphatidate phosphatase activity. The record is from RefSeq and is a predicted model, not a curated record.